AUGUCCAUAAAGCCCCUCCGCGAGAAGAUCAAGCGAGUUUUCUCCCGCUCCGGUUCCCUCCCCACCUCCUCUCCGCCCCAAACAUCCAAAAACUCCAAGAACCAGAAAUCUAGCCAUCCCAAGAGCGGCUACUGGUCCAGGCAGGCUCACGGUCAUCACAAAAAAGGUGGAAUCAAACCAAGCAAGCCGAAAAUUGAGCUGUACAAGGCACACGAGAUACCACGGUCGAAAUACCGGGGCCCAUUCGAUGAAGCACAUAUCAAGCGGCUGGCCGCAUAUUCGAUACCAGGAGCAAUGUUGAGCGCGGAUCGGCCGCGGUCGAUGCUUUCAGAGCUCUCGCCGAUGGGCACGAGGGCACCACCGUCACGGAGAGGGAGUGUGACUAGUGAGGGCGGAAUUGUGCAGUACAUCGAUGGCGGAGUCGGUGCAACGAAUCAGUCGUAUCAUCUAAUGCCAUCGGACGGUGCAUCAGAUGCAAGAAUGGUUUCAUCCUCCCUGUUUGCUUCACCGCCAACUACGACCGCCAUUUCGGGACAACAGGGCGGUCUCGGUGGUGGUCCAAAUAGUAGUCACAGCACCGGCCCGCGAACACCACACCCAGUGGACGUAAACAUGAGUUCCUCCACUCUUCUCACCCUGCAAACUCAAGACACGCUCCCGACGCAGGCGGAGUCAGUCCUAACAAUCCCCACCAUCAACCCCAAUCAGGUUUCGGAGGCAGAAAAGGAAGCUGUGUCACCACCGUCCAUGUCGCAGCCCGUCUCGCCGGCGGGACUCUCGAGUGCAUUGAAGGCGAUAGAGCUAAGAUAA
Histoplasma capsulatum G186AR is the source of this 810-nucleotide messenger RNA. RefSeq lists its product as uncharacterized. Bases 1 to 810 code for a protein of 269 amino acids. The record is from RefSeq and is a predicted model, not a curated record. NCBI's taxonomy places the organism in Eukaryota, Fungi, Ascomycota, Eurotiomycetes, Onygenales, Ajellomycetaceae. The transcript has a single exon.